Molecule: messenger RNA, 360 nt
Organism: Notothenia coriiceps (black rockcod)
Lineage: Eukaryota; Metazoa; Chordata; Actinopteri; Perciformes; Nototheniidae
Product: tyrosine-protein kinase transmembrane receptor ROR1-like
Exons: 3
Coding region: 1-360 (119 amino acids)
Biological process (GO): axon guidance; dendrite self-avoidance; homophilic cell-cell adhesion
Cellular component (GO): axon; plasma membrane
Molecular function (GO): cell-cell adhesion mediator activity
Source: RefSeq, a predicted model, not a curated record
AUGGCUAACGGCCCAAACCUUCACAGGUUUGGGUCCUUCUUCAUCCGCCUUGAAGCUCCCAUGAACAACAUCACCACCUCUCUGGGCCACACAGCCGAGCUUAUCUGCCGUGUGUCCGGCAACCCACCGCCCGUCGUGCGCUGGCUGAAAAACGAUGCCCCGGUGGUGCAGGAGCCUCGACGGAUCUCGUAUCGAUCCACGCCGUACGGAUCACGCCUCCGCAUUCGCAAUCUGGACACUACUGACACGGGCUACUUCCAGUGCAUGGCCACCAACACACAGGGGACCGUCUCCACGACAGGCGUGCUCUUUGUCAAAUUUGAUCCACUCCCUACUCUCCUGCCAGGAAGGCCAACGUAA